AUGAUUCUGUUGCAGUGGAAAACAAGGGUCAAUACCUACCAUACCUUCAUGGUAGCUCAAGACCACUUGUAUUUCCACAUUAGCAUUGGGAGCUACGACAAUACAUAUCUCAAAUAUAUUUUUGGCUCAGGUAUCCAGCCAGUGCGUCCAGCGCAAGGGGAAAUUCCGUUUCUUGAGAUCCAGGAAUUCGGGCCAUUUGACGUUACUAAUGAAGAAGAGCUUGGUGAAUUCCUGCACAUCAUGCUAUCCUUCAUACUCUGGCAACUUGAACAAACGGAAACUGGAACUACAUUCAAAAGAGCACUCAGCUAA
Blastomyces dermatitidis ER-3 is the source of this 312-nucleotide messenger RNA. RefSeq lists its product as uncharacterized. The record is from RefSeq and is a predicted model, not a curated record. Lineage: Eukaryota; Fungi; Ascomycota; Eurotiomycetes; Onygenales; Ajellomycetaceae. The transcript has a single exon. Bases 1 to 312 code for a protein of 103 amino acids.